AUGGUAAUUGAAAAGAAUGAUCGAUAUAUUCUAGACACUUUCUACAUUGUAAAAGGUAAUCAUGGUGCAUUAUUAGGUUUCGAUACAGCAAACAAACUUGGUGUGAUUCAUGUAGUAAACACAGUUGAAGACAGAGAGAAGAAAUAUCCUGGUCUAUUUACAGGAAUAGGCAAACUGAAGAAUUGUACAGUAAAGCUGCACAUUGACAAAUCUGUGAAGCCUCUCGCUCAACGACAAAGAAGAACACCAUUUUAUCUGCGUGCCAAAGUAGAACAAGAAUUAGAUAAACUACUGAAAGAAGACAUUAUUGAAAAGGAAGAAAGGGAACCAACACCCUGGAUUUCUCCAAUUGUGACACCUCUAAAGAAAAACACAGAUGAAAUUCGAUUAUGUAUUGACAUGCGCGAGGCCAAUAAAGCUAUACAGCGUGAACGCCAUCUUCUUCCGACAAUCGAUGAGCUGAUUAAUGACUUGAAUGGCUCGACAGUCUACAGUAAACUUGAUUUACGUGCAGGAUACCAUCAGCUGGUCCUUGACCCCGAGUCUAGAUACAUAACCGCGUUCAAUACUCAUGUUGGAGUUUUCAGAUACAAACGUCUGAAUUUUGGAAUAUGUUCUGCGUCUGAAAUUUUCCAAAAUACAAUACGCAAUGUCAUACAAGGUAUACAUGGAUCGAAGAACAUUUCUGAUGACAUUAUAAUAUAUGGAAAGACACAAACUGAACAUGACAAAGCGCUCGAACAAGUAUUUCAGCAAAUACAUGAAAACGGUCUAACACUGAAUGAAAAAAAAUGUGAAUACAAUAAAAAAUCAAUCACAUUUUUUGGUGUUGUCUUUAGUGGUGAAGGCAUAUCUGCUGAUCCUAAGAAAGUCAAGGCUAUACAGGAAAUGACACUGCCACAGAACGUUAGUGAACUUAAAAGUUUCCUUGGUAUGACCAGCUACUGUUCGCGUUUCAUACGAAAUUAUGCUAACAUCACUGAACCCCUUAGAAAGCUGACAAAGAAAGAUGCAGAGUGGAAAUGGGACAAAAGUGAACAAAAUGCCUUUGAAAUGCUCCAAAAGGAACUGUCUAGUGAAACUGUCAUGUGUUUCUACGAUCCAAGGGAAGAAACUCAGAUUAUGACGGAUGCAAGCCCUGUUGGUUUAUCUGCCAUAAUGACACAAAAUGACAAAAUAGUCGCAUACGCGAGCCGAGCUUUGACCGACACAGAAAGUCGCUAUAGUCAGACAGAGCGAGAAGCGUUGGCUGUGGUAUGGGCAUGCGAACACUUUGAAAUAUAUCUGCGUGGUGCUCCACAUUUUACAGUAUUCAGUGAUCACAAACCACUAGAGAAAAUAUGGCAGAAACCAAGACCGCCAUUGCGUAUAGAAAGGUGGGGCCUACGCUUACAACCAUAUAAAAUGACCGUGAAAUACAAACCAGGGAAAGACAACCCUUCAGAUUACAUGUCACGUCACCCAAAUAACUCUGAAAAUGAAAAACCUAAGCUAAAUGCUGCUGAAGAGUAUGUUAGAUUCAUUGCUGAAAGUGCAGUGCUCAAUGCUAUGACUCUUGACGAAGUAAAGUUAGCCACAACACAAGAUAAGACAAUGAUGAAAGCCAUUGAAUAUACCAAAUAUGGCAAGUGGCACAACAUAAAGACAAUAGAAAACCCAGAAAUAAGUCUUGAAGAGCUAACAUCACUUAGAAGUGUCAAAGAUGAGUUGACUGUACAUGGUAAAACAAUCCUUCUAAGAGACAGAAGAAUUGUGUUACCAGCGUCCCUCCGCCAACGUGCCAUACACAUCGCGCAUGAAGGUCAUCAAGGGACAACCAGGACAAAAGCAUUUCUUAGAUCAAAAGUCUGGUUUCCAAACAUGAAUGAAAUGGUAAAAGACAUUGUAAAGGGUUGUAUAGCAUGCUUGGCUACAACAAAAGAAAGAAACCGUAAUGAGCCCCUGAAGAUGUCUGAAUUACCUUCCGGUCCAUGGCAGAAUCUAAGCGCAGACUUUUGCCGACCAUUACCAAGCGGAGAGUAUCUAUUUGUGAUAACCGAUGAAUAUUCAAGAUAUCCGAUAGUGGAAAUAGUGAAAUCGGUUUCCGCGAACCGAGUAAUACCUGUAUUGGACAAAACAUUCGCUGAAUUUGGUAUAGUCAAGACUAUCAAGACCGACAAUGGAAGUUCAUUCAAUUCGGAUGCAUUCAAACAAUUUGCUACUUACUGUGGAUUCACACAUCGACGCAUUACUCCACGAUGGCCGAAAGCUAAUUCUCAAGCAGAAGCAUUUAAUAAGCCACUUAUGAAGAUUGUGAGAGCAGCACAUGUUGAAGGCGAGAAUUGGAAGCAAGAACUGUUAAAAUUUCUGAGACAAUACAGGGCAACUCCACACACUGUGUCUGGUUUCACACCAUACCGAUUGAUGUUCCAGAGAGAACCGAACACAAAGUUGCCUAAAGUUUAUGAAAAUAGUUCAGAACCGAAAGUAGAUGAAGUAGUGAGACAACGUGAUGAACGAUCAAAGUCAGAAAGUAAAUCAUACAGCGACACAAGACACAAUGCUGUUAAGUACAAUAUCAACGUUGGUGAUAAAGUACUUCUAGAAAAUGAGAACAAAACAAAAUUAUCACCGAAGUAUAUACCAUCUCCAUAUACAGUAAAAGGGAAGAAAGGAGCUAUGAUAACAGCUGAAAAUGAAAACCACGAAGUUACACGAAAUAGUUCACGAUUCAAGAAGGUCAGAUCUGGACUGAACUAUAACCAAACAAAUGAUAACAAAAUCACUGAAGAUGAACUGGUCAAUGAAAAUCCUCCAGAAAUGCAACCGACAAAUCCGAAAUACCCGUUGAAAUCCAUUCAUCAACACCAGCAGAUUCUACGGAGCGCGAAAGACCCGCGAGAGUCAGACGCGAACCUACAUAUCUGA
This is a messenger RNA of Mya arenaria, 2907 nucleotides long. RefSeq lists its product as uncharacterized. The coding region runs from base 1 to 2907 and encodes 968 amino acids. Gene Ontology annotation, molecular function: nucleic acid binding. The transcript has a single exon. Lineage: Eukaryota; Metazoa; Mollusca; Bivalvia; Myida; Myidae. Gene Ontology annotation, biological process: DNA integration. The record is from RefSeq and is a predicted model, not a curated record.